UCAUCAUAUGAUCCAGCAGGAAAAGACAAAUACCGUUGUACCUGCCAAAUGCAUGGCGUUGUCCCAGUCUCUUACUUCUUACGGCAUAUGAAAGAUUCCAAACUUACCCUGAUGCAUCAUGGCCUUGGCCCCAAGGGGGCCAGAGCUCUCGCUCUUUCCUUGACAAGUAACACCUCCAUUGUGAAGUUGAACUUGAGUGACAAUUGGCUGAAUGGCGAUGGGGCUGCUGCAAUUGCAGAUACGUUGAAGGAAAAUGGUUAUAUUUCAGAUGUUGACUUAUCCGAGAACAGAGUUGGAGUGAAAGGAGCAAAGGCUCUGUCUGCUAUGCUUCGGGAAAACACAACCCUCAUCUCCCUGGACCUUUCUGGAAAUGAAUUAAGUGACCAUGCUGCCCGUGACUUAGCAGAUGCCCUUUUGACCAACAAUAAAAUGGAAUUCCUCAAUCUGAGUCACAACAUGCUUGGGGAGCCCUCAGGUGAAGUUCUUGGAGCAGCAGUUGCUGAAAAUGUGGGCUUGAAGGAGCUCAAUCUCAGCUGGAACUGCUUCCGGGGCCAAGGAGCAGUUGCUGUUGCCAAAGGCCUGGGGGCCAAUAUAUUCCUUCGGGUGCUCGAUCUGUCUUACAAUGGCUUUGGAAAUAGUGGUGCAGCCGCACUUGGUGAGGCCCUGAAAGUCAACAACGUGUUGGAAGAACUCCAUGUCGGGAAUAAUCGCAUUUCACUGGAAGGAGCCCUCUGUCUUGCACUGGGUCUGAAAGAAAACAAGACUCUGAGGAUUCUUGGUAUGGCCAGGAACCCCAUCCAGAAUGAUGGUUGUGUGGGUAUUCUGAAAGCUGUUCGAGCAAACUCAGCUGCAGUCUUGGAGAUUCUGGACUUUUCAGAGAUCAUUGUGAAGCAGGACUUCGUUGGACUCUGCAAGGCUGUCCAGGACAUGCUUCCGAGCCUUCGGAUCAAACAUGAUGGAACCAGUCGCUUGUUCAGAACGGACUCCUCAAAGGGGUCCUGAGAAGACACCUGAUGCUGGGUGGCCCGGCGGAUCUCUGCUCUUCACUUGCCCACUUUACUGCAUAAUGGGAAAGAAGACCAUCCUUGGCAACGCCUUCUGUGGACGCUC
Molecule: messenger RNA, 1110 nt
Organism: Varanus komodoensis (Komodo dragon)
Lineage: Eukaryota; Metazoa; Chordata; Lepidosauria; Squamata; Varanidae
Gene: LRRC74B
Product: leucine rich repeat containing 74B
Exons: 9
Coding region: 49-1002 (317 amino acids)
Molecular function (GO): protein binding
Source: RefSeq, a predicted model, not a curated record